Molecule: messenger RNA, 8038 nt
Organism: Triplophysa dalaica
Lineage: Eukaryota; Metazoa; Chordata; Actinopteri; Cypriniformes; Nemacheilidae
Gene: dlg5a
Product: discs, large homolog 5a (Drosophila)
Exons: 33
Coding region: 431-6352 (1973 amino acids)
Biological process (GO): regulation of apoptotic process
Molecular function (GO): protein binding
Source: RefSeq, a predicted model, not a curated record
GACAGCGGGCAGCAGCUGCUGAGAUACCGAGACAUGGCGGAGCGUACAGUUUGAGUAGGUAACGCCAGAAGAGUUGCGCUACUUGUGCUCACACGAGUCGCACAUCGCCAAAUAAAUGGCAGGGAAGAAACUCUAGACGCAGACCAGCGUGCAUUCCCCGAAAAUGGACGAAGUUGCCUUGCGUAAGUGAUCCGGAGACAUGUAUCGCUGUUUAGUGCAGUCAACAGCCUUGGGCGACAAACAUGGCUUCUGUGCCUUUCUCAUGUUUGUGAUGAAAACGCGCUUUAUUGGGCCGUCAGAUCUCGCUCGGAUCCUACAAGUGAGUCGAUAGAGAGAAGUUCCUGCCGCAUUCGUCGGGUUCGUGUUGGGAAUCGGGUGCACGGGGAUUGCGCGGCGCUAGCUAGUUAGCUUGGGAACUAUAGGAACUGCAAUGGAGCCCAAGCACAAAGAGUUACUACACCAGUGCCACCAGAACUUACUGGAGUCCAUCACGGAUCCGGACCCGCUCAUAGAGCUGCUGGGGAGAUCGGGAACCCUCAGCGAUCUGGAGGCGCUCGAGCUGGACCAGAACUGCUCCUCGAGCGCUGAGAAAGUGGAGCAGCUCCUGAAGAUGCUCAUGAACAAGCAGACCGACCAUUUCCUGGAGCUGUGUGUGGCCCUGGAGAAGACAUACCCUCACCUGUACUCCGCGAUCUUCACUAACGGUGGGGGACCUGCAGAACACUCCGGGUCCACAUACAGCGUGCUGUCCACGAUGCCAUCAGACUCCGAGAGCAGCAGUUCCCUCAGCAGUGUCGGUACCAAAGCCUCGUCACCUCCACCUGCGCUCGGUUCAUCACCUCCACCUUUGCUCGGUGACACCCGGCCGGCCAGCGAGAACCUGGACACCAUCCUGUUCCAGCUGAGGCAAGUCACCAGGGAACGGGAUGAACUCCGCAAACGAUUGGCUCUCGCAUCACCUGGCACCACCUUCGAUGACUGCAGGCCAAAUUCCAAACCUGGUCAUGACUACGAGCGUCUGAAAACGCAGUGCAUGAAGGCCAUGGCAGACCUGCAGUCUCUGCAGAACCAGCACACCAAGACUCUGAAGAGGUGUGAGGAGACCGUGAAGGAAGCCGACUAUUACCACAUGCAGCACAGUCGACUCCUCAGCGAUCAGUCUCAGCUCAAGGAAGAGAUGGAGGUUCUGAAGAGGGAGAACGCUAAGCUGGUUCGGGAACACAACCAUCUGAAGCAGAGCUGCGAGGAGCUCCGGAGGCUUCACUCUGAAGAUCAGCGCGAGGUGGCCGACAUGAGGCUUCAGCAGCAGCAGGUAAUUCGAGAGAACGGCUCAUCUGAGGUGUUGAAUAAACUCUAUGACACAGCCAUGGACAAGCUGGAGGGUGUGAGGAAAGAAUACGACGCCUUGAGCAAACGGUACAGCGAGAAAGUGGCCAGUCACAACACAGAUCUGAGCCGACUGGAGCAGGUGGAGGAGGAGAACAGACGCUUGCAGAAACAAAUAGAUGCUUUGCUGAAACAGCGCGACACAGCCAUCCAGUACCAACAACAGUGGACCACAUCUAUGAGACGGUUUGACACCGUGCAGCAGGAGCUGAGUAAAGCCUCAGCCCAAAACAAAGAGCUACAGAGGGAGAUGGAGAGACUCCAGUCGGAGGUGACGCGCUACAAGAACUUCCAGCUGAAAGCUGUGAAGGAUGCUGAGAAGUUUAAAGAGGAGCGAGAUUCUGUGUUUAAUGAAUACAGACUGAUCAUGAGUGAGCGGGACCAGGUGAUUAAAGAGGUGGACAAACUACAGACGGAGCUGGAAGCUGCAGAGGCCCGACUCAAAAACACUUCAUCAGAGAGGAUGGUGGCCAGUGAGGAGCUGGAGGCGCUCAGACAGGAGCUAAAUUCAUCGCUGGUGGAUCGGGACCGUGCCAUCUGUGAGAGGAACGAGCUGCUGGAAAAAUACUGCCAUGAGGUGAAGGACAAAGCGGAGGCACAGAAAGAGCUGAGUCAGGCCUGUAAAGACAUCGAGACCGUGCGGGAGGAGAGAGAUGUGGCCAGGAAAGAGAGAACCGAAGCCAUCAUCCAGAGAGACCAGUUACUGCGGGAAUACUAUCAGGCCAGACAGAAACAAGACUCGGCCACGCUGGACAUGGAGCGUGCCAAUAAAGAGAUUGAGGUAUUGAGGAAGCAGUGUGAGGCCAUGUCCCAGGAGCUGAAAGAGGCUGUGCAGGAGGCCGAAGUGGCCAAGUGUCGCAGAGAUUGGGCCUUUCAAGAGAGAGACAAGAUUGUUGCAGAGAGAGAGAGCAUACGGACGUUGUGUGAUAACCUACGUAGGGAGAGAGACCGGGCCGUCAGUGAUCUGGCCGAUGCCCUGCGUAACCUUGACGACAUGAGGAAGCAGAGGAAUGAUGUGGCCAGGGAGCUGAAAGAGCUCAAGGAGAAGAUGGAGAGCCAGUUGGAGAAGGAGGCGAGAUUUUGCCAGCUGAUGGCUCACAGCUCCCAUGAUUCAGCCAUAGACACGGAUUCACUGGAGUGGGAGACGGAAGUGGUGGAGUUUGAGAAGGACAGGGAUGACAUGGAUUUGAAGGCCCUGGGCUUUGACAUUGCAGAAGGGGUAAAUGAUCCAUAUUUACCAGGAGAUUGUGGGAUAUUUGUGACCAGGGUGGACAAAGGAAGUAUCGCGGAUGGGAGAUUGAGGGUGAAUGAUUGGCUCCUGAAGAUAAAUGAUGUGGACCUGACUAACAAAGACAGGAAGCAGGUCAUCAAAGCCGUUGUUAAUGGAGGAGGCCUGAUCAAUAUGGUGGUUCGCAGGAGGAAAUCUUUAGGAGGAAGACUGGUUACUCCUGUCCACAUUAAUCUUAUCGGACACAAAGACGCCGGUAUCACCCUAGAGGGUGGUGUGUAUGUGGCGGCUAUUGCGCCGGGCAGCCCGGCUGCCAGAGAGGGAUCUCUUACCGUGGGAGACCGCCUCAUUGCCAUAAAUGGGAUCGCUCUGGAUAACAAAUCUCUGAGUGAAUGUGAGGCGCUUCUGAGGGGCAGCAGGGACUCGCUCAGUCUGUCGCUCAUGAAGUUCUUUCCCCAGAGCACAUCAGGGCAGAACAUCUUUGAGAGCCUGAGAGAGGCUGAAAAAUCCAACGGUAGAAUCCACCUGACAGACAUCCAUUCAAGGAACAGUAGGAACCUCCGACACAACAGCUCCACUCAGACAGACAUUUACAGCGGGGAAGCUGGAGGAGGCGAGAGAAGAAGGACGAGGACGGACACCGAUGAGAACAGUUACCACGAGAGAAAGGUUUUCUCUGUGGCCACCCUGCACCCCAACACCCUGCGCCCGGCAUCUGAGCUGGGGCUGUCCCGUUACAGCGGCAGUGCCUUUCAAGAGGUCUGCUUCAACCGAUCCGUGUCCGUCGGUCCCGAAUGCGUUACCCUGGAGACCACCCUGGAGAAGAAGCACAGCGGCGGCACUUGGCCUAAAAUGGUGGUGGGCGUUGCCAUGACAACCGACAACCCGGCGCAGCUUUCCAUCUACAGGUCACCCAAGCAGAGGAAGUCCAUCUUUGACGGUGAUGCUUUUAAAAGGCCAGACGCUACCUCAAAGACAGAUUACCUCUCCGGCCAUUCUCCACAGGGCUCGAAAGUCGACUCGGCCCCAACGCCGCCCACACGCAGCGAUUCCUUCAAGUUCAAGCACAAACAUCAGGGUAGCUCCACCUCCGAGUCCACCAUCACUGCGAUCUCUGUCCACGACCCCAAGCAGGAGGACCGGAACGGUAAUCUCUACUUUACGGAGACAUUGCGUGAGGGCAAGGUCUUAAGCUCUAGGAAGUCCUGCGAGGAGGAUAUCGGCCGGAUGCGACCGGAGGAACCGGAGGUGAAGCGGCCCAGGCCUAAAUCUGCACCAGCGCUUAGACACAGAAUGACACCUCAGGCCAUUCCUCUCCAGAGCUUCCAGAGUUAUUCUCAUGAAGGGGACUCGAUGGAGCAGAAAGAGAUGCUACGUUCCUCUCCUAACCGACCUCACAGACACAGCGUGGGUUUUGUGCCCACAGCCUAUAACGGAACCCUGCCUCCCAACUCGGCACACCGAGGACUAUCCCCCUGUUCCGCCGUAACAGCCGUUAUGAAGAACCCUGUUUACAUGGUCCGGAGCCACAGAGUUCACACUAACAACUCCCCUACAGUCAACAGCCAAAUCAAUCAACAGCACACACACCCGAGUCCUCAGCAUCAAGGUCAUCUGAGUCUGGACCUGAGCCAGAAACGCUCCACAGACUACACGGAGUCAUCCCGAAGCAGCCGGGCCUCACACGGCACCAACUCACUGCCGUCCAGCGCCAGACUCGGUUCUUCAAAUAACUUGCAAUAUCGCACUGAAAGGAUAAAGAUCCCCUCCACACCACGCUAUCCUCGCUCAGUACUGGGCUCGGACAGAGGGUCGCUGUCUCAUUCAGAAUGCAGCAGUCCCAGUCUCAUCACUCCACCCAUGUCACCUCUUAACCUGGAGACAUCAUCCUUUACCUCCAGCCAGUCUCAAAGCUCCAUCACCACCCUGCCCAGGAUCUCCGUCAGCCCUGUGCCCGCGGGAGAACGAAGAAAAGACAGGCCAUCCCUGGAGGAGCCACGCAAUGUCAUCGUUCAUAAAGGGGCGGAGCCUCUCGGCAUCUCCAUUGUGAGUGGAGAGAAAGGGGGAAUCUUUGUCUCCAAGGUGACCGGAGGAAGCAUUGCACACCAGGCGGGACUGGAGUAUGGAGACCAGCUUUUGGAGUAUAAUGGCAUAAACCUGCGGAACGCCACCGAGCAGCAGGCUCGCCUCAUCAUUGGCCAGCAGUGCGACACCAUCACGAUCAUGGCCCAGUACAACCCCCACAUGUACCAACUGGGUAACCACUCUCACUCCAGCUCACGCUUGGAGCCAGUAAGCGUUCAGUCGACUCCUCAAGGCAGUGGAGCCGCCACCCCAGAUAACCACUCCACCAUAGACACCCUAAGCGAACAGGAUGAAGGCACGCUCACGCCCUCCUCCAAACAGACCACACCCACCACCAGCCCCCAGAGAUUCCUCAGAAUGUCAUCCGAGAGCUCUAAGAAACUCCCAGAGCCUCGGCUGGUAACGGUGAGGAAAGCUCAGGCUGAGCUGGGGAUUCAGUUGUGUGGAGGGAACCUGCGGGGGAUCUUUGUGGAAAGGCUUGAAGAGGACAGUCCUGCCAGAGGCGCAGAUGGUCUUAUGCUUGGAGACUUUAUCCUAGAGUAUGGUUCUGUGAAUAUGAAGAACAAGACGGUUGAAGAAGCCUAUCUAGAAAUGCUAAAGCCAGCAGAAACGGUCACGUUUCGAGUCCAGCCUCGUCCAGAGGAAUUCAACCAGGUGAAAGACACUCCUGGAGAUGGAUUCUAUAUCAGAGCACUUUAUGACCGAGUUGCUGAGACUGAGCUCGACCUCUCUUUUAAGAAAGACGACAUCCUUUAUGUCGACGACACACUACCGAACGGCAACUUCGGUACUUGGAUGGCCUGGCAACUUGACGAAAACGCACAGAAGAUUCAGAGAGGGCAGAUUCCUAGCAAAUAUAUGAUGGACCAGGAAUUUUACCGCAGGCACAGUAUGACUGAACUGAAGGACGAGACCGGCUCCAGCAAGACGAUCUCCGCAGCCGCGCGAAGAUCUUUCUUCCGCAGGAAACAGAAGCACAAACGCAGCAGCUCCAAAGAUGGCAAAGACAUGGUCGCCUUGGACGCCAUCAGCACAGACUCUCUUCCAUUCUUUGAUGACUGUGUGAGUCUGGCCUAUCAGAGAGUGCAGAAGAUCGACUGCACGUCGCCAAGACCCGUGCUGGUCCUGGGACCGCUGGUGGAUGCUGUCAAAGAUAUGCUGGUCAAGGAAUCACCGGGGAAAUUCAGCAGAUGUGUGCUUGAGGUGAUGAAAGCUUCUCAGCAGGCCAUCGAGCGGGGCGUGAAAGACUUUCUCUUCAUCGACUACAAACGGAGGAGCGGCCAUUUUGAUGUCACUACUGUUGCCUCGAUCAAGGAGAUCACAGAAAAGGAUUGUCACUGUUUGCUUGACAUUGCGCCUCACGCUAUAGAGCGGCUUCACAGCGUUCACAUUUACCCAAUCGUCAUUUUCAUACGCUACAAAAAUGCAAAGCAGAUCAAAGAACAGAAGGAUCCGGUUUAUCUGCGGGAUAAAGUCUCUCAAAAACAUUCCAAGGAGCAGUUUGAGAUUGCACAGAAGAUUGAGCAGGAAUAUAGUAAAUUCUUCACAGGUAUCGUUCAAGGAGGCACCUUGCCCUACAUUUGCACUCAGAUAGUGACUAUUGUGGAUCAGGAACAGAAUAAAGUUUUAUGGACGCCGCUGGGCUCUCCGUAGUGGGUCUGAGACGGUCCCUUCUGUGUACUGCCUCUCACCCGAACUUACAAACACUAGACUUUAUACACGCCACACGCAAAGGUACACUAACACAACAAGCGUCACGAUAAGAUAGUGAUUUUCUUUUUCAAUAUUCAUUUUUAUUACAAUAUAAAUUGUAACACUCUCUUUGUAUAUAUGUGCGCCUGUAUGUAUGAGUGCGUGUGAAUGUGUGCGCUUGCUCGCAUGUGUGUAUGAACGAUAUAGCGCUGAAGUAUUUGUUAGUUUUCUUUGGUCUUCCUGAUGGACGUAUAAUGUUUAGCAAUGCUGCAUUUAAGACACCCGUUUACAGAGCAGUGAGUCGGUGAUGUGUUGAUUGUCUGUCCGAAUGUGUACUCUCCCUAAUGAAGUCCAGGCCCCCUGCCCUAAAAACGCCCCCUUAUUCAGUUUAACCAAAACUGUAUGCGUGUCAGCCUCCCACGUUUUGCCAUAUCAGCUCAAGGACUCCUGUUUAAGAGUAAUCUGUGGAGAUGUUUAUAUGUCAGUAAUUGUGGAUUUGAAUCGUAUUGCUUAUGUAUCGAGUUGAGAUGGACAGCAGCUAAGCGGUUUUUACGGGCCAAAUGGGAAGUGCCUUUGGAGCUACACCGAGCGUAUGACAAUGGCAUGAGGUUAAAAGUCUGGUAUUUAAAAAGUUUAACUUGUCAGAUUGCACUCCAGGGCUAGACAGACCACUGUGUUCUAUGAGAUCUCUUAGCAUUCUCAUAGCAGAGCAUAUAUUUAAUGAGAAUAUCCGAUGUAACACUUGUACUCGUGCAUACGAACUGAAGUACAGGCACACGCUUACGUGUAUGUAUGCAAUUUCAUCGAAAUAUAUAGAAAUAUAUUUACUGUAUUUUUACUAGGCUCGUAAGCCUAGGGGAGUGUGACAUAGCAGUCAUGUCUUAGCAAAAAAUAGCGUGCAAGUGUGUGUGUGUGUGUGAGAGAGGGAAUGCAUGUUGUUGUUUUUUGCGUAUGUCGGUCAGUCACUUUUAUAUGUAAUAUCCACUAAUAAACAUCAUAAAGUGCUAUGAUGUAAACCUGAAACUGUUAAAUGUUAGUGGUUUUUCAUUUGCUAUUUAAUUUCUUUACUCUUGUUUUUAUUAAAGAGGCAAGUUAUGUCUCUAAUGCAGACCAGUAGCCUGACCAUUAAUGUUGUGCCAAAAAAUCCAGUCAUUUUCUUUUCAUUUUUUGCACUUCAACACUAUGAACCCUUAACCAAUGACUGUUUGUAGGUUCCAAUAUAGUAUGGAAAUAGGUACUAUAAUUUUUAAGCUAGAUGUAUUGUUCCUUUGUGUAUCGCUCCUGCUCCACACAUUUCAUUCAUUGCCUUUUUCUUUUUAAAAGAGAAACACUACAUGGUGUCAUUUAAAAAGGGAUUUGUUUUGCACAGUUUUGUUUAUCAAAGCAAGAUCAGUCCACAUGUUAACCAUUGGGUUGAAAUUAGACAUUUUUGUUAAGUGAAUCUAAUGUCUAACUAUUUUUCUGAAUAGCUAGUGUACGGUUCAAAUGAGAGGGAUCCAUCUCAACAUGAUUAAGUAUAUAGAAAAUAUUAGAAGACAGGUACUGUUAUUUUCUUUUAUUUUAAAAGAAUGUGAUUUGUAUGAAAAUGUUCACGACAUUAAUCCGAGAAUAAAAGUCAUUUUCUGUAUCAAGCAAUGUCAUUAAAUG